UUAUUGGAUCUCAGCUGCCGGAAAGUCAUCAGGAAGAAGAAAGAGUUUCUGUUGUUGUUCUUCCGGUAUGUCACAGCAAUGGAAGCUGACGGGGGUUGCUAGCUACUUUUGUUUUUGCUUCUGUUUGAGCUAAAUAUACGAUUAUCUGCGGCAACAAUGUCUUCAUUUUCGUCUCAGAGAGAGUUUACCAACAAGCUUUUAAGUCCCGCUGAAGACACGUUCACGGAUAUUAAAGAAAUCAUCGUAAAGUCCGAGGAAGAGCUCAAUGGCAGCUUGGAUGUCAGCGAAACAACCCAAAUAGUUGUUCACAGUACAGACAUACGACCGCAUUAUGUCAAGACGGAGGACUUUUCUGGCCAGAUGAGGAACUCCUGUUGGGAUCCGGAGGAAACAGGCCAUCUGGUAAUGAAGGAAGAGGAGGAUGAGCUAAAUCAUCUGCACAUAAAAGACGAAGAUAAUGAACUCUGUAUCAGUCAAGAUGAAGAACAGCUUGUGUUGAAGCAGGAAACGGAAACCUUAUCUGUGUAUUCUACUAAUGAAGAAAAAUGCUACAGAGAACCCAAACUGAUCACGGACCAACUCCACUCUCAGGAUGGCCGUGCUGCUGAGAACCAUGAUGAGGAAGAAAGCAGUGAUGAAGACACAGAACUGAGCAGUGAUGAAGGGCCAGAACAAAAUGAUAGCUACCAGGAAACCAGAGGUUAUGAUAAAAGCUCUGAGAGUUCAAAACAAAAAGGACAGAAGAAAAUUCCCAAAGAUAAAAAUCUGUAUGCAUGUACAAUGUGCGAUAAAUUGUUCUCUCAAAAGACUCACUUGAUCUAUCACACGAGAACUCACACAGGCGAGAAGCCUUUCUCAUGUAAGGUUUGUGGAAAAUGUUUUAGUCGAGAAAGUAUUGUGAACAAUCACCUGAGAAUCCACACGGGCGAAAAGCCUUUCUCAUGUCUGACCUGUGGGAAAAGUUUCACUCUCAAGCAUAAGUUAACGGAUCACAUGAGAAUCCACACAGGCGAGAAGCCUUUUCCAUGUAAUGCCUGUGACAAGUCUUUUAACCUGAAGAGUAAUUUGAAUCAACACAUGAGAAUUCACACGGGUGAAAAGCCUUUCUCCUGUGUGACGUGUGGUAAAGGUUUUAGCCAAAGAAGUCAAGUAACACUUCACAUGAGAAGUCACACGGGUGACCGGCCUUUUUCCUGUGUGACCUGUGGAAAAAGUUACAGCCACAAAGGUCAUCUAACUGAUCACAUGAGGACUCACACAGGGGAGAAGCCUUUCUCGUGUGUGACGUGUGGAAAAAAUUACAGUCAGAAAGGCCAUUUGACCGUUCACAUGAGAAUUCACACAGGUGAGAGGCCUUUCCCGUGUAGUACGUGUGGAAAAACUUUCAGCCGAAGAAGUCGUUUAAAAAAACACGUGAGAAUUCACACUGGCUAGAAGCCUUGUGUGUGUGAGCUGUGGAAAGUGUCUCAGUUGAAGGCUCUAAGAAACAUUUCACCUGAGAAUUAACAGAGGUGAGAGGCCUUCUACUGUAACGUUUGAGGUGGUGCUCAGAAAGAAGCACCUUCUGACAUUUCUUCUGCUGUUGCUUUUGUCAUAACUUAAAUGUUUUCGAUGAUCAAACAAUGUUUAAUAAAGAUGGCCUGAGUAAAUAAAAAAUUGAGUUCAGUUUCAUCAUCCACACCCUGGCCUAAAUACUACAGGACACGAAUAUUUAAGAAAUCCCUCCGUUAGCUGCUGUCUGAUAAGAUGAAAUAGGCUUAAAGAUCUCAAAUACUCAGUGCAAAAGACUAUGAAAUUCAAAAACGAAUGAGAACCAAAGUCACUGACAUCUACAAAAGGUUACAAAGCCAUCUCUAAAACUUUAGGACUCCAGUGAAUUGCAGUGAGAGUCGUUAUCUACAAACGGAGAAAACCUGAAACAGUGUUAAACCUUGCCAUGAGUUGCUGUCCUACCAAAAUUACUCCCAUCACUUAAGUUCAGUGUUCAUUAUUCAAUAAUAGUAAAGAGACUGUGUAAAAACAGGAGGGUUCCCAGGCCGAAACCCCUGCUGAACAAAAAGGUUCAUCUCAUUUCUCCACGAAAAACCUCUUAAAGGUUCCCCAAGACUUUUGGGGAAAAAACUUUGCGGAUAUAAUAAAACUGCAGUGCUGCCAAAAAGAUGGGAUAAAAUUACAAAUCUUGAUCAAGCCACACAAAAAAGAACUUUCAGCAUCUUAGCAGAACUAUAUUAACCUCUGGCUUUUCUCUAUGAAUGUUGUAAAAUAAGACUUUUUCCUAUUAAUCAGAUACAAGGAAAAAUAUCUAAGCAAGGUAAGAAUCAGCACAAAGUACAAAAGUUUACCAAAUAUCUGAGGUAAUCAGUCAUUGUUAUCUUUUCAGGUUUUAGUAGUACAGUUCAAAGUGAAGUUCCUUUAUAUGACCCUAGGAAAUUUAAGUUGGAGUUUUAAAAUGCAGUUAUUAAAAAUGAGUGUUAAAGCAACUGUAUGUGGUUUUGUCUGGUUAGGAAAACCUUUUUAUGCAAUGUGUUAUGAGUUGACAGACAUAAUUUGGUUUGCAGACCGUUAAUCUGCUCCUGAAAGUGCGUUUACAUAGGAAUAAAAUGUAAAACACUCGCUCCAAAUGUCUCAUUUGCGUUCGGUGUGAACGCAACUUUAAGAAGUGUGAUGCAGCCAUCUACUGUUUCUGCUUCUUAGCUGAUGUUCAGACAGCUGACAUUUCUGAUAAAAUCCUGUUGAAACAAAAAAGAAAAAAUGUGCCCAGUGCUGGUUGAACCUCUGAACUAUUGUGGAAGGCUUCCAGAGCUUUAAAGGUCACAAACAGUUAGAGGAUACCAGGAGGUGGAAGGUAGGAGUAGAUGUUUAGUCUAAUUUAUAGAUUGGCUUAAGAGAGCUGCUGUCUUCAUUGAAACUGGUUGUUAUCGACGAGGAUAAAGAAGUUCGUCAACAGAAAAGAUUAAAUGAAAAAGUUGUUCUAAGGUGUGUUAAAGCAAGAAAAAUAAAAAAAUUAAAUAAAAAUAACAGGAAACAGU
Messenger RNA from Fundulus heteroclitus (mummichog), 3029 nucleotides. RefSeq names its product oocyte zinc finger protein XlCOF6.1-like. Lineage: Eukaryota; Metazoa; Chordata; Actinopteri; Cyprinodontiformes; Fundulidae. The coding region runs from base 157 to 1434 and encodes 425 amino acids. The record is from RefSeq and is a predicted model, not a curated record. The transcript is spliced from 2 exons.